This is a messenger RNA of Loxodonta africana (African savanna elephant), 5006 nucleotides long. It is a transcript of the gene CCDC150, whose product is annotated as coiled-coil domain containing 150. The record is from RefSeq and is a predicted model, not a curated record. Bases 1060 to 4740 code for a protein of 1226 amino acids. NCBI's taxonomy places the organism in Eukaryota, Metazoa, Chordata, Mammalia, Proboscidea, Elephantidae. The transcript has 28 exons.
ACAGUUUUACAACUGUGGUUUGAUGGGCAUUUCUCUCCAGCACACGAAGUGGAGGUUUGUCUAUUGGAGAACCCGAAAUAGUCAGAUCAAUUCAGUCGGCCACUUGCUAAGUAAACGGGGGCUCAUCUCGGAUCUGACUGCAUUUGUUAAAUGGCUGAAGUGACUGUCGGCUGCUCCCCCAGGGAGAGGAGAGAAACGUGUUCCGCGCCUUGGCAGCGGUAACAGGUGUUCUGUUCCGCUAAAGAGAAGCAAAGUCCUGUUGCCUUUUCACUGUAGACUUUUUUUUUUUUUGGUUAAGUGUGAUUACAUAUCUUAAAGAAAAACUACUAAAAGCGGCUGAAAUUUUAUAUUUUCAAUGAUCUUUCUUGUUUCUUAGCGAAAGUCAGAUUCAGACAUCGCUAUGAGUAGGAAACAAAGAAACCCCGGUAGCUAGUGGUUCAGGCCGGCAGUUCAAAUUCAGCAGGCGCUCCUUGGAAACUCUACGGGGCAGUUCUACUCUGGUUUACAGGGUCGCUAUGAGUCGGAAUCUUACUAGGCGGCAACGGGUUUCGGUUUACGAGUAGAAAUCCACUCGAUGGCAACGGAUUUUUUUAUUCACAAGGGCCCUGGUAGCGCAGUGGUUAUGCUUUUGGCUACUAACCAAAUAGUCAACAGUUCGAAUCCACCAGUCGCUCCCUGGAAACCCUAUGGGGCAGCCCUACUCUAUCCUACAGGGUCGCUAUGAGUCGGAUUCCACUCGACCGCAACGGGUGUGGUUUGGUAUUCACUCACCUGUCGACAAGGCAAGAAGUAAUUUAUGCUGAAGAGCCAAAAGACAAGAAAGCAGAUUCCAUGUGUUUUACUCUACUUCUGGACCUCAGGGACGAGGAGGAAGGGGGGCUUGUCUUUUCAUUCAACAAGAAUGUCUAAGCUGUUUUUUUUUCUUUUUUACCAUUUUUCUUAAAGCUCAUUAGCAAAAAGCUGUUACUUUCCUGUUGUUCAGAAGUUACUUUAUACUUUAGCCCUUCUACAAUUAAAAACUUAAAAAGCAAAUCCUCAGACUCUCGCCUGCUGCAGAGUAUGUGUUCGUCAAAAUCACACAAAAACCACUCGUUCACCAAGAUGAGAUCCGUAACUCUACAAGAGAGCACAACUCCUCAAGAGGUGAGUGAGUGGAAACUACCUAUCCCGGCGUGCCCCGCUCGCGAGCACAAUGGAGUCCUGUCGUCAUCCGGGUCACGGGGCUGCGCGUUCCCAGUGCGCCGCAGGAUUCCGGCCUGGGUCCCGCCCCGGGCAGUGGACCCUCCUGGGACAGGAAAACUGCAAUUCCCAGCAUGCCCUUCCACGGAUGCGCCUGCGUACAAGAGCUACGGCGACGAGGACCGGGUUGUUUUAAAGCGCGGUCUUAAUUCCAUGGAAACCGGCUCCGCCACAGGCGGACAGAUGGACUGUGGGGUGAAUAUAGAACCUGCAGUGUCCAGACCGGUCCUCUCUCCAACCCACAUCAACGCUACGGCUUCUGAAACAUUCACUGUACUUCAACAAAGGUUGAGAAUAGUUGAGGAAGAGACCAGUUCUCUGAGGGAUGACCUAGUCAUGUUGGACAUUAGUGAUAAAAGAGGCCAACUGGAAGCUCCAAACUGUGUAGCAGACCCUUUGAACCAGAAAGCCAUUAGUUCUAUCCAGAAUGAAGUAGUUUGUUCAGGAAAAACAGAUAUGAUAUGGGAGAACUGUGAGUUCCUGGUAAACCGAAUGUGCCGCCUGGAAAGCCUCAUCCAGUCCUUGAAGAUGAACAUCUUCCGUCUGCAAACUGAAAAGGAUUUGAAUCCACAGAAAACAGCUUUUCUGAAGGAUCGGCUGAAUUCAAUACAGGAAGAGCAUUCCAAGGACCUGAAGCUGUUGCAUCUUGAAGUGAUGAAUUUGCGCCAGCAACUGAAAGUUGUAAAAGAGGAAGAAGACAGGGCGCAAGAUGAAGUGCAAAGGCUGACAGCCACUCUGGAGAGUGCCUCAGAGACAAAGAAGAAUGUGGCUAUUAUUGAGGAGGAACUGAAGACCACAAAACGUAAAAUGAACCUUAAAAUUCAGGAGCUAAGGAGACAACUCUCUCAGGAGAAGCACCUAAGGGAGUCUCUUGAGAAAUCUGGAUCAGCCAUGCUACUCAAAAUACAAGAAAUGGAAUCAACAGUGGAGGUGGAGCAGAAACAGGUGCAAAUUUUGCAGGAAAACUGCAUUGCCCUACGAAAUUCUAUACAGACUACGCAAGCACUACUGGUACAGGAGCAACAAAGAAAAGGAGAGUUGGAAGCUGCUGCCUCACAGCUAAAAUGUGAUCUAAUUUCUAGAGAUGACCUCAUUUCCAAGUUGGUUGAAGAAAACAAGAAGGUACAGAUGUAUUUCAACAAGGGACGUGAAGAAAAUAUGUAUUUGAGGUCUGAAAUAAUAGCUCUUCGUCAAUCAGCAGAAAAAGCAAAGGUUUUGAAUGACCAACUGACUAGCAAGUGUUCUGAGCUGAGCAGCAUGCUUCAGACCGUUAGUAUGGAAAACGCCAGAAUCAUUGCUGACCAUCAAGCCAUUCUGAAGGAAGGACAGAAAAUGAUGACGCAGACAUUUCAAGAACAAAAUUUACUGCUGGAUGCUGCCCAUGCCAGUAUCACCAGUGAACUACAGACUGUUCAGAAUGAGAGAACCCAACUGCAGGCACACCUGGACCAUUUAAUCUGUGAGCAUAACCAGUGUAUCCAGAAAGCAGAGGCUGCUGAGAAGAGGACAGCUGUGCACAAAGAGCUGCUGGAAUCAACUAUUGCCAGAUUGCGAGGUGAACUGGAAGCAUCAAUACAAGAGAAGAAGUCUCUGCUAGAGGAGAAAGAAAGACAUCAGAGAGAGGUUAAGAAAACAGAGAAGGAAAUAGCACAAGAAAAAGCCAAUUUGGAAAUGGAGUUAGCUAAAAGCAAGAUCGACAUAAAUGCAUUAACCCAUAACAUGCAGACUCUAGAGGAAGAGAAUAAGCACCUGUCAGAUGAAAUCGCUUCCCUAGAACAUCAGCGAGUCACUUCUGAUUACCAUGGGCUUGCCCAGCAGCAGGUAGAAAAGGCCUUGGGAAAAAUUGCUAAUAGUAAAAAUAAACUGGCCUAUGAAAAGGGAAAACUCCAGGCAAAAGUUAAACAGCUAGAAGAACAACUACAUUGCCUUACUGACACCAGGUUACACAAUGACCAGCUACGCAAGAUGAAUAAGGCACUAGAGAUCAAAUAUGCUCAGGUAAACUCAGAACUCAGUGCCAACAAAGUAUACCUGCAACAGACAGAAGAUCAUCUGAAAGAGGUGAAAUCCAUUCUUGAAAAGAAUGAAGAGGAGCUCUCUCUAGCAGUGAGGUGCCGUGAUACAGCCCUGAAAGAGAGUCAGAAAUUGAAAGGAGACCUUGAGGCUCUGGAGGAAAGAGAAAACAGGAAGGUGGGAAACUUUCAGCGACAAUUAGCAGAGGCCAAGGAAGACAACUGCAAAGUUACAAUCAUGUUGGAGAAUGUGCUGGCUUCUCACAGUAAGAUGCAAGGUGCUCUGGAAAAAGUACAAAUGGAGCUUGGGCGGAGGGACUCAGAGAUCGCAGGCCUCAAGAAAGAAAGGGCUCUAAAUCAACAGAGGGUGCAGAAGCUGGAAGCAGAAGUGGACCAGUGGCAGGCCAGAAUGCUGGUUGUGGACGCCCAGCACAGCAGUGAGAUGGAGCCUCUACAAAAAGCUCUAGAUAUAGCUAGAGAAGACAACAGAAAACUGGCUAUGAGCCUAGAACAAUCUCUCCAGACAAAUAAUCAUCUGCAAGCAAAGCUUGAUCACAUUCAAGAGAAAUUGGAAAGCAAAGAGCUUGAGCAACAGAAUUUGGAAACUUUCAAGGAACGGAUGGCUGAGGAGUCCAAAAUGGAAGCUGAAUUACAUGCUGAACGCAUAGAAGCUCUAAGAAAGCAGUUUCAAACUGAGAGAGAAACUGCAAAGAAAGCAGCACAGCGGGAAACGACUGAGCUGAAGAAAGCCCUUGACGAAGCCAACUACAGAUCAGUUGAAGUAUCCCGGACCAACCGAGAGCUGCGACAAAAAAUAACAGAGCUGGAGAAAACACUGAACAGUAACAAGGAGAAAAUAAAGAACCAAAAGGCCCAAAUUAAGCACCACUUGUCAGCCAAGGCAAAUAAUGCUCAGAAUAUAGAGAGGAUGAAGCAAAUAGAACAAGAAUUGAGGCAAAUGGAGCUAAUUAAGGAUCAAUAUCAGAAAAAGAACUGUGAACAGGCGUUGAGUAUCCAGAAAUUUGUAUCUGAGAUGACCAACCUACAGAAAGAGAUGCAGCUGCUGGCCAAGAGCCAAUAUGAUGCCUCAGCACGCAGUAAACAGCAAGAGGUCCGGCUGGAGACAGAACGGAAGAUAAGGCGGGAGCUAGAGAAUCGGUGCCAGGAAUUAGAAGAAACAGUCAGACAUCUGAAGAAAUGUAAAGAGGCAACAGAGAAUAAAUUGAAAGAAGCCAGUGUAGAGUCAGAACAGAUAACAGCUAACCUAGAAGAAGCUCAUCGCUGGUUUAAGUGCAGGUUUGAUGGUCUACAGCUUGAGCUGACAAAAAACCGGUUGCAGAGGCUUCCCCGAGAAGACAGGUGGCAGGAAGAGGACCGAGAUAGAAGGCAUGAUGUCAUGCCCAACCAGUCUGCUCUACAUCGAUGGGAGACUAAACAGAAUCUUAGGUUCAUGUCCAAGAAGUGCCAUUCUGAGGUAGAGAGGAAGUGAUGUCCUUGACAGAGGAGCAUCUCCAUUUAUGUCUACACCUCCAUGAUUCCAUGAGCCCAACAAUGAGGGCUGGCCUGUGGCUACCGUUAUCAAAAUGUGAAGCCUUUGAUGUGGGCUGAAGAUUGUGGACCUGAGUUUAUCCUUUUAUGAACUCAUUUAUAUCAGUACAGAACCACUCCACCUUUUUUGUCUCUUUCACCCUUUUCCACUCAAUAAAUUUAUAUUAAUUUGUUGUAUGAUAGGACAUACUGUUGCAUGAUACUUGG